Amphimedon queenslandica is the source of this 3632-nucleotide messenger RNA. RefSeq lists its product as uncharacterized. The coding region runs from base 15 to 3143 and encodes 1042 amino acids. Gene Ontology annotation, biological process: signal transduction. NCBI's taxonomy places the organism in Eukaryota, Metazoa, Porifera, Demospongiae, Haplosclerida, Niphatidae. The record is from RefSeq and is a predicted model, not a curated record. The transcript is spliced from 8 exons. Gene Ontology annotation, molecular function: 3',5'-cyclic-nucleotide phosphodiesterase activity.
CUUUUUUUGCAGAAAUGUGUAUAAAAGGAAUGGACCAGGGCCUACUUGCUCAUAGAGAAUCUCUGCAAGAAAGUCUUCUUUGCUGUUGUAUAAAAGUCAUGGCCGCGAUGCUACUUUCGCCAUAUUUCCGUCCGUCACCUAGCUCCACAGCCUCUUUGCUUGCGAGCUAUCUUGACAUGGAUAACUUGGAUCCCGAUGGUUCUUCCAGCGGUUCCCAGCCCCCAACCCCAGCCAAUUCUCAAGACAACUCUCCGGAGGUGUCUCCCAUGCCUUCUCCAUAUGUCUCUCCUGUUAGCUCGCUUCCAGAGCUCCCCCAUCUACCUGUUGACAGAUGCCUCUCUCCCGUUGUUCUGAGGAGACGGCUCGCCAUCAGCAGCGGGGAGAAUGGCCAGACAGAGGACGAAGCUGUUCCUCCAUAUCACUCUCGUCCAAGGAUGAGGAGACGAGGUGCAAUCAGCUACGGCCCGAAUGAUGCUUCAGCCAUGUACAUAAGGUAUCUUGUUGAAGCUAUUGCAACUCGUAACGUGAGGUACCCGUCUAUCGUUCAUGGAAGGCUCCCAUCCCUUCCCAACGACACUCUUGAUUUAUCCUUGAGCCCAAAGUCCCGUGCUCAUUACCGCCGAGGCUCGCUCCUUCACACUACAGCCUCUUCCGUCUACAAGGACAAGAUACGUGGAUCUGUCAUUGACUCCGUUGGUAUUACUAACUGUUCUUUCCAUCUCAGCCCUACUGCCAAUAAUAUUCUAAGGAACAUAGACUCUUGGGACUUUGAUGUUUUUGCUUUUGGCCGUCUUGCUGAAGGACGCCCAUUGUUUCACGUUGGCAUGAACAUUUUCCAAAGGCACAACUUGCCGGAAAUAUUCAAUUUGGAUUCGCUUAAAUUGUACAAGUUCUUGACUCAAGUUGAAGGAUUCUACCAUCCCGAGAAUUCCUACCACAACUCUUAUCAUGCUGCUGACGUGACCCAGGCUCUUCAUUGCAUCGUCCUAGACCCUGUGAUGUAUAGCAAAAUGACUUCUGUUGAGAUAUUGGCCACAUUUCUUGCUUCUCUUUGUCAUGAUCUUGAUCAUCCCGGCGUCAAUCAUAACUAUCUUGUCAACUCUGGAAGCUACCUCACAGCUAUACACGGGACAACCAGUCUCCUUGAGAGGCACCAUUGCCACUCUACCAGGGCCCUUCUGUAUGAAACAGGACUCCUGGAUCACCUCCCAGAGAAAGACACCAUCAUGAGUCUUAUGGAGGACCUCAUCCUUGCUACUGAUGUCAACAAGCAUAAGGACUUCUUGGCUAAAUUUGAGACUAUGCUGUCCACUGAAAAAGGCAUUGACCUUAGCGAUACUUAUGACAGGCAGUUUGCACUGAUGAUUGCCAUCAAAGCUGCUGACAUCAGCAACCCUGCCCGCAUGCUCAGACUCUCCCGCCAAUGGAGCUUCAAGAUAAUGGAAGAGUUUUUCCAGCAGGGCGACCUCGAGAAGUCCUCGGACCUCCCAAUCUCUUACCUCUGCGACCGUAAGACCACCAAAAUACCCAACGCUCAGUCCGGGUUCUUUCAAUUCUGCGCCCUGCCCCUGUACAAUGCUUGGGGCAAGCUCGUCCAGUCCGACCUGUCUAGGCUGAUGAUAAAUAACAUCAAUUCUAAUAAAGAUUUCUGGGACAAGAAGAUCAAGAAGGCCGAGGAGAAGGAAAAGGAAAGGAAGAGGAGGGAGGAGCUCGGUGAGAGCGUUGAUGAUAUUGAGGAUGACGAUGAUGAUGAUUUUAUGGAUUUCCUUGAGGAGGAGGCCGGAGAAACCAUCCUUCCUUCCAUCACUAUUUACACUCGUAUUCCCAAACUGACCAUAACCACAGAGGACGAGAUAACUGGCGAGUUGAUCACAUGCGACCUCAUUCUUGAUGAUGAUGAGAGCGAUGAUGAUGAAGGGGCUAUUAUAAUCCCUCCUCCAAGCCCUAAGAAAAGCAAACCCCAUGCCGCUACAAAGAGGAGGGGCUCGGCUGAGAAGGAGGACGAGGAAAAACUCAUCACCGUUGAUUUUACCAAGAAAAUAUUGUCCGAGACAAUUGUUAAACCAGAUGCGGUCAAGAAAGGAGGCACGUCUUCUUUCGGAAGCGAGGAGAGCCGACGCGGCAAGACCAUUCAUUUUAAAAUUGACGACAAAAAGGCCAAUGUCAAAGACGAUGGGCCCCAUCUUCCAUUGAUCAUUGAGAAGAAGAAGAUUGAGGGAGAAGACGCCGUCCCGUCUUCAGCAAUGAAAAAGAAACCAGCUACCAUUGACAAGAAAGAAAAAGAAUCCGCACUCUCCAAUAUCUACCUUCCUGAAAUACCUUCUGCUACUCCUAGUGCUAGUGACGGGCGUUUCAUUCCAUCUCAAGUUCGUCGCAUGAAACGACUCACUAGGCGUGGUUCCGGAUCUCGCCGUGGUUCUUUGUCAGUCGAAGGCGAGAGAAUGACACUUCUCCCUCGACCAAGUUCCCCCCGCAGGAAAGAAAGCACAUUACGCCGCCCUAGCAAACCAGCCCAGAAGGACUCGUCUCCAUCGGGCGAAGGAGCAGCGAGCGCCGGAGCCAAGCCUCGUAAGAAAGAAAUCAAGAUACGUCGUCCUGGCCAACCAGCUCAAAGGGACUCGUCUCCAUCGGGCGAAGGAGCGAUGAGCGUUGGAGCCGAGCCGCCUCAACUUGAACAAAGACCCAGGCCAAUUGUUCCCACGAUCCCUGAUCUGCGUGAUCCUCCUGGCUAUGGUAUCAGAGCUGAACCUCUUCGACUUGAAGAAAGACCCAGGCCAAUUGUUACCAUAAUCCCUGGUGUACCUGUUCCUCAUAAUCGUGACAAUGUUGUCAGGGCUGAACCUUCCCGUCUUGAAGACAGGCCCAGGCCAAUUGUUCCCACAAUCCCUGGUGUACGUGAUCCUCCUAAUCGUGACUAUGGUAUCAGAGCUGAACCUUCCCGUCUUGAAGACAGGCCCAGGCGCUUUGCCCCUCCUAACCGUGACUUUGACGAUGAUGAAGUUAGCUCCUUGUUCUUUGCCCCAGCUACUGCCGAAAGGGUUGAGAGGUUUCGUCAGAGGAUGGAGAGUAGGAGGCGUGCCCAGAUCAGGAUUUUGAGGAGGCUGGAGGAAACCAGCCGAGCCAGUGACCCUAAAAGGAAGUGACUUUAUGUGUAUGGAACAUACACUGCACACAAACACACACGCACUUGUGGAGUUAGGAAAAAAAUAGCUAAAAAACAAAAAAAUUAUAAAAAUAGAAAAAAGCAAAAAAAGUUUAAAAAUUAAAAAAUAACUAGAAUGCAAUAAAAAUUAUAAAAAUUAAAAAAGAAAAAAAAAGUUUUAAAAUGUGGGAAAAACAAAUAAAAAAGAAGUCUCAGGUGUGAUGCAUGUAUUAGCUAGGUUAUUAUUAAUUGUUUUAUGUAUUAUUUUGUUGUUUACUUAUUAUUUGUUUAUUAUUUUAUGUAUUAUUUAUUUGUUUGCUUGUUAUUUAUUUAUUAUUUCAUGCACCCAAUGAUUGCUUGGCAUCAUUAAUAUUCACUUGCUUUGUUGGCAUAUUAUUCACAACUUCAGUUAUUUGUUGUUAUAUUUUUUUGUGCUGUUAUCCCUUAAAAUUUAUUUAUUUUUUGUGUCCUUAAAUAUCAUCAAAUCAAA